Ostrinia furnacalis (Asian corn borer) is the source of this 3977-nucleotide messenger RNA. RefSeq names its product Nucleosome-destabilizing factor (gene Ndf). Gene Ontology annotation, cellular component: chromatin. The record is from RefSeq and is a predicted model, not a curated record. Gene Ontology annotation, molecular function: NAD binding; NADP binding; nucleosome binding. The transcript is spliced from 12 exons. The coding region runs from base 74 to 1771 and encodes 565 amino acids. Lineage: Eukaryota; Metazoa; Arthropoda; Insecta; Lepidoptera; Crambidae. Gene Ontology annotation, biological process: transcription elongation-coupled chromatin remodeling.
GUCAUCAUCAGUCAGGGUUUGUUUUGUCUUUGAUUAGUUCGUCGUGGAAAUUUGUGAAAGGCAGUCGUGUACUAUGUCGGAACCUUAUAAACUUGGUGAUUUAGUUUGGGCUAAAAUGAAGGGGUUCAGCCCUUGGCCCGGCCGGGUCGCCAUUCCUACUCCAGAGCUCAAGCUCCCUAAGAAGGCGACAAAUGUGCAAUGCAUCUACUUCUUUGGAACUAACAACUACGCCUGGAUAGAGGAGAAUAACAUUAAGCCGUACCAGGAGUUCAAGGAGCAGCUCAUCAAGUCGUGCAAGACCGCCGCCUUCAAGGAGGCCGUCAACCAGAUCGAGGAGUUCAUCGAACAUCCUGAGAAAUUCGGUGACUUGGACGACCACGCACGCAACGCUGAAGAGGAGUUCGACAAGCUGAAGGACGUGCUGGAGGAAGAGGAGACGCGCCAGGCGCACGACGAGCCGGAGGAAGGUUCCUCGCCCGAGGUCAAGAAGAAGAGUGCCACCCCUAAGAUACGUUUGGGCAUUUCAAAGGUGAAGCCUAUAAAACGGUCGUCGUCAGCCGGCACCAAGGGCACGCCCCGCAAGAAGGCAAAGAGCAGCGGCGCGCGAUCCUUCACCGAUUCAGACCUCGCCACCGAGAAGCCCUCGAUGUUCAACCACUCGUUCUCCAAGAAGUCCAGCUUGCUGCAUCGCCCCUCCAACAUUCUGCGACCCGAGACUCCUCCGUUGGACCUGGAGAACGUCUCCGAGACACUACUUGAGAAGAACAUCAAGGCCAGCCAGAUGAAAUUCGGGUUCCUUGGGCUCGGCAUCAUGGGCAGCGGCAUCGUCAAGAACCUGCUCAACUCCGGACAUAAGGUCGUGGUGUGGAACAGGACGGCUGCCAAGUGCAAAGACUUCGAGAAAGUGGGCGCCACCAUCGCCGUGACACCGUGCGACGUCGUGGAGGAAGCGGACAUCACAUUCUCGUGCGUGGCCGACCCUCAGGCUGCGAAGGAGAUGGUGUUUGGCAACUGCGGAGUGCUGCACUGCCCGACGCUGGAGUCGAAGGGCUACGUGGAAAUGACGUCGAUUGACGCUGACACCUCACACGACAUUGUCGAGGCCAUCAGCGGGAAGGGCGGCAGAUACCUGGAGGCACAGAUCCAAGGCUCGAAGACACAAGCGGAGGAGGGCACGCUGAUCAUCCUGGCGGCCGGCGACCGCUCGCUGUUCGACGACUGCCAGUCGUGCUUCAAGGCGAUGAGCAAGAACUCCUUUUACCUUGGUAGUAGUCAGCUUCUCCAGUUGCUGGCGCGAGGAAACUUGCCCGCUGACACUUGCACUCGAUAUGUCAAGAACUAUGGCAACGCCAUCAACUAUCAUAGUCCGUCCCGGCAAUUGCCCACCUGUAUGGCUAGCCCGGCCUAUCCGACGGUGGUGGUAGCCCGUGCUAUACAGGUGGACGCCCUCAGCUCGCUGACCAUCACCGUGGAGGGUGGAGAGGACUCAACUGCGGUCGAUCUCUUGGCCAUCACUGCUUUAAAAGAAAAACUGCCAAAGUGUACUCAUAUAAACAAUCGUACAAUUGCAGCGAUGAUCGAGUCGAUGUACUCGACGCACCAGCCGCUGUCGCACAUGCAGAAGGACCUGAAGCUGGCGCUGGGGCUGGGCGACGCGCUGGAGCAGUCGCUGCCGCUGACGGCGACCACCAACGAGAUCUUCAAGCACGCCAAGCGCCUCGGCUACGCCAACCACGACGCCGCCGCCGUCUACAUCCGAGCGCGCUUCUGAUCGCCGGCCGCGAUCGCCGCGCUCGCUGCCGUCGCUGCCGUCGCUGCGCUGUAUCUUUUUGCACCUGAUCUAGACGCAUCCGAGGGUAUACCCCUGGACUGAACGGUACAGGUGACGUUUUAUAGAACUAUGUGUUGAAUAAGUUUCAUGAAGUUGCGCACGCGCAUAAAGAUGUGACAGAUGUUCUGCUUACUUAACUCUUAAGUAUGAAUGUUGAAUAAGUUUCAUGAGGUUGCGCACGCACACCAAUUAAUGUGACAUGUUCUGCUUACUUCACUUUGAUUCGCAUUAGACUUUAUGUGGUAGCUGAUAAUUGGAUAUUGAUGUUUUUCGAACGAUUUUAAUAUUUUUAAUGAAAUCUACUAUUGGUCUAGAACAUUAUGUAUCAUGUUGCGACAUCAGUCUUUCUGCUAUCCCUUAAACUGUUGACAGUGUGGCAAUUUUUUUAUCUGUAUAUUAUUUUACUCUUUAGUGUACAAAAUUGAAACAAGCCUAAUUUUGCAAUAUCAUUUUUAUACACAACAGGAUUACCACAACUGUCAUCAACUAAUCAAUAGUAGAUAUUCAUAAAAUUACAUAAUACACUAAAUAGCACAGAAAAAGUAGUAUGUAUUGAUGCAAUCUUGAGCUAUUAUCAUUUCUUUUCAAUACAAAAGCAAUUAACUGCUUUUUUAGCAUAAUAAAGAGUGGAAAUUAAUACUAUUAAUUUGAUCUAUCCCACGUGGUGGUAUGUAAACACUAUUUUCAAUUCAGUGGAUGUCAGCAGCGAUGUCUUGUGGCUUUAUUUCAAUAUAUUGCGAUAACAUUGUUUGCCGAUUUCUUCAUUAUUUUAAUAACAAUUGACGUAAAAUUCUACAUGACCAAAUUGUAAAUAAAAUGUAUGUUAGUCCAAAAGAAUAUUUGCAACAUUUAUUGCUUCAUACAUUUAUCAACAAAAAGUGUAGAUAGACAGAUACAUAUUUUCUGUUGUGUUCAGUGAAAUCCAUUUUUGCGGAAUGGAUUUCUUGACUCUAGCUUGUAUAUGAAACGUCCUAUAGUAUAAAUAAAUGUAUUAUGCUACCUUUUAAUAUAAGUUCUUAUGUUUGUACUCAGUAUAUCCCUAGAAUAAAUGGGAAUGAUUUCUGCUCAAGGAAAAAUGCUUGCUUAAAAUUAUGUGGUGGGAAUUAUGUUUCCUUCUUUAUGUAACGUUCGUAUAAUAUGGUUGGCGCUCGCUUGCGAUACGGCAGCAUGGGCUCGGCGGCUGGAGACGUCUCAAGGGUAAGUUUUGACAAAUUAGAAAUAAUAGAGUAAAUAAUGUACAGUAACUGUACAAUUUUGCGUUUUAAUUGUAUGCACUGAAAAUGUAAUCCUGGCAACACUUUGAAUUGGCCUUUUACUUUGUAUGCCGAUUUACAAAUACUUGUUUAAUUUUUCUUUAAAGAUUUUUAUCAUCAUUAUUCAUAUCUAAUUUUAGAUAUGGCAAUUUUUCAGUGUUGCCAGGACAUUUAAAAUAUAAAAUCUAUCUCUCGCAGGGAAAUCUAUUUAAUAUAAAUGAAGAUUAAGAAUUUAGUGUUACACAUUAUACAAGAAUAGGUAAAAUAUAUUAAGUAUGAGAUUCUUCUUGUAACGGACUUUGGAACUAUACAACUUAGUUUUUUAUCAAUCAAAAAUAGUUUUAAUGAUUUAUUUGUCCUAAUUUUAAUAGAAUCAUUGUGACCUCUUUAAUAAUUCUCCAAUAUCAGUUAGUUCUUAUUUUAGCUUAAUGAAUUGAGCAAGCACAUUUUUAAGUAAAUUAGUUUAUAAGUGUGCGUUUGAGCACUAUGUGUAGUGUUAAGGACCAUUAACUUUAAAUGUUAGUACAUACAUAACUUCCAAAGUGUCUUACAUUUGUUGCAUUUAUGUUUGUAUGUAUUGCCACAGUUUGGGUGUAUGAGUUUAAACUUUUAAGAUCUGUUUUGUUUAAUUCAAGAUUAAAUCAGUUACACAAAGCUUUUAUUUUAAACGCUUCAUAAUAACUCUGUAAAUUUUUGUUGUUGUUCCUGAAUAAUUUCUUGUACCAAGAGACUAUAUUUGUCUAUCUGUAGUUUAAACAACAAAAUUGAGCAUUUAAAAGGGUGUUGUAAAAAAAACAAAAUUGAGCAUUUAAAAGGGUGUUGUAAAAAAAUUAAAUGUUGUGUAGAAGACAAACAUGAUACUUAUUUGAUGUGAAAUGUAUUAAAAGUAGUUA